GACCCAUCAUAUCAGCGCUGCGUACCGCCGCAGAUACCGAUUACCGAAUUACUGUUAUCUGCAUUCUGCAUUUCCUGCUCUGACUUUCAAACUGUUGUGCCGGCUUGACUACGUUGCCGACUCUUAUUUUUAUUUGGUUUUUGACAAAUUAAAACGAUGACAAGAUACGCUUACAAAUGUUGUGUGGUUGGGUGUUCUUCAACAGGCACAUCAUCACACCGAUUUCCAAAUCCCAAUAGGAAUAAAGAGUGUUUUGAUAAAUGGGUAGAAAUUGUAGGAGUCAAUCUGAAGUCUCUCGAUCCAUCAACUAUUAAUGAAAAAAAACGCGUUUGUUCAAUUCAUUUUUUAAACAAUGAUAUAAGUCCAGGGACCAAUAAACUUAAAUGUUUUGUUGUCCCUAGUUUAAAUUUACCUGUUCCUAGUGCUUGCAGUGUAAAAACACCAGAACCGUCCACUUCUUAUAGUGAACCUAUUCAGUACGCAUCACNUCUACAGUAA
Molecule: messenger RNA, 498 nt
Organism: Myzus persicae (green peach aphid)
Lineage: Eukaryota; Metazoa; Arthropoda; Insecta; Hemiptera; Aphididae
Exons: 3
Coding region: 157-498 (113 amino acids)
Source: RefSeq, a predicted model, not a curated record